This is a messenger RNA of Prorocentrum cordatum, 3804 nucleotides long. The record is from the annotation of a GenBank genome assembly. Lineage: Eukaryota; Dinophyceae; Prorocentrales; Prorocentraceae.
UGGCCGCGGCAAUUCACGCAACGCUUAGCCUUCCAGCACGCGUCUUUUGACAGCGAGGCCAAGGUUUACGGGGAGGCAGCUCGUCGAGCAGGGCUCGCAGAGGUGGUCCCGUUCAGAGCAGAUUUGAAGUUGCAGAGGGCCUGGAUCGCGCGGCGCGUUGUGGCCCGUAUGUUCGAGCACGGGAACGGCCAGGGGGAGCUGAAUUUGUUGAAGACGUCGCCGGACUUGAUAAAAACCAUUUGGUCAUGGUACCCAGAGCACAUGUUCAGCCGACGAGUGCAGGGGCUCACGGACAGCGGGCGCUCCAUCAACACGAUCGUCAUAGAUGGGAAUGCGAAACUGGCCCGCCGGAUCUGCGGGCGAGCUGUUGCCGAACUGAUGCACUCCCCCUCCUUGGAGAGGUACACUGCCACGCAGUGCUCUUGCAAACCGGGAUUCAAGCUGAAGCGUUGCAGCAAGCACUUGGCUCGCGCCCUGACUGAGGAUGACGGCCCGCCGCAAAGUGAAAUCAUAGUUUCGCACAAGCGCCGGCGCGUGCUGGAAACGGCCCCCAGGGCUGAACCGUGCGACGUGUGCCUCGUGGCGCGGGACCAGAAAGAUAUCCCAGGAGCGCCGAGGCGCUGGGCCGCCGCGUGCCAGGUCACCCAGGGCCAACUGCAAGAGUACUGGGGCAAUGCUGGACACCAGGCGUACAUCCCGGCGACGUCACCCGACGCGGACUUGCAGUCCGCGUCGUGCAGGACCCACAAAGAGGCGCAACUGGGCAGGGCCAGCCGCGGUUCGACCCCGAGCCAGUUCAGCAGAAAAUGCGGCUGGCUUUACGCCUGCACUCCAGAAGGCUACAUCGUGCAUCUGAAGGAGUACGUGGGCGCAGAGAGUCUGCCGCAGCGCUACUUCUUCUUGGCGGAGGUCGUGGAGAAGGCCCCUGCAGUCGACGUUGUCCGCCACGACGAUGCUUGCCAUUUGCGGCGGUACGCUUCGAAGCGCGAGGGCGACGGCGCCUUCGCGCGCAGGCUCGCGCACCCCAACAUCAAGUACAUCACCGACGGACUGCGCGACAGAAACCACGUGGACCCCUGGUGCCUAGCAAAUUGUUCACCUAGGGCAGACUGCAACAAGGAGCUCGUGAAGAACAACAGCCAGAUCUGCGAGCAGCUGUUCUCGUCUCUGGGGCGCCACAAAUAUUCUGUGCGCCGCAUGGGGCAGUUUACCUCGGCCUUCUUGCUAACGGAACUGGCCGAAGUGAAAAAUGAGGCCUGGCCUGGCCGAGCAGGCGCGCGCGGCCCGCGCGGCCGCGAGCGCGGGGCAGCCGCGGAGCGAGUGAGCGAGGCCGCCCGGGCCCGCGCGCCGAUUGCCCGCUGCUUAGGCACCGCGCCCGCCAUGUCCGAUGAGAUGCGCGCAGUGUGGGACAUCGUCGACAAGGAGUACGACUCCAGGGUCGCCUUGGGCCACAAGGCAUCGCAAGCGAUUCUCACUCUAGCCACCCGGGCGUCACAUCACGAGUUCCCGUUCGGAAUGGGAAUCCUCGCCCACCUGUGUGCUUGCACCAACGGUGCACUGACCAACAUAUUCCCUGGUGACCCAAGCCCGGUAGUCUUGCCGGUCGUCAACAUCAAUUACCCGCAGACUCGGAAGAGCUUCACGCACCGGGCGGGCAUCGUCGUGGGGCGCGCAAUUGACGACCACGUGCUGGCGACUGCGAGCGCCUUGGCCACGGGGGCAGUUCCUGGCGCGGAGCUCAGCGACAACGUCGGGGCGUACGGGAGGGCGGGGUUUGCCCCUUCGGUGAGAGUGGAAUCGUCCAUGCUCACGAGUUUCACGGAGGCGGCGUUCUUCUUGCGAUGCGCCGGGGACUGGGGCCAAGUGGCCCCGAGCGAGUCGCACGACUUGUCGGGGCGCGUGUACUACGGGACAUUGAUCAACCUAGACGAGGCGCACCGCUUCCUCAAGAUGGUCGGCCUCAUCCCCGCGCAGAACACAAAGGGCGGGCAGCGUGCGAAUGGCGGCGACGCCUGGGGCAUGCCGGCCGACGCGGCAUCGGAGUUCAAUAAGUUGAUGCAAACAGGCCACACGGCAAUGACUACAAAGACAGCGGGUGCGUUCGGUCAAGGAAGCGCCCCAACGGUCUCGAUUGGCAUCAGUGGCAAUGGGCACCCUUCCGUCGUUGUGCCGAUGCUGCGAGGCUCCCCCGGCACUGACGCAGUGGCCACGUCGUGCCGCUUGCUGUUCGCGUCGGGUCGCCCUGUGGAGCCUCACUCGCCGCCCCCCGUGCAGCUCGAGGUCCCGCAGGGGUUCAAACGUUGGCAGUGGCCGAAGCUAUUGGAAUGCAUGGUAUCUCCGCUGGGCCUGCCGAGCGAGGCGACUAACCACGUGCUUGCUCGGGGCGCGUUCCGCCCGGCGCCCGCGCACGAGACCCAGGCGACCCAGGAGGAGUCUGACGCAGAGGAAGACCACGUCACGUUCGAGCCAGGCCCCCGUGGAUACUCUUUGCGUCUCGUGGACGGCACGAUCACGAGGCUCCGCUUCAGGAGCCGCGGCGGCGUGUUCGAGCCGGAGCUGCGCGCGACGAACCGCGACAUCCCCGUGACGCAGGGCUUGGACGUGAAGAGCAUGGCCAACCGCGUGCUCGAACACUUCAAGGUGAGCCACACGGUAGUGCCUUGGUCAGAGGAGGCCCGGUUGACCUUCAAGGGCUUCCAGAUGGUGUUCGACGCGCAGUGCGCGCUCAUGCGGGAUCAGGGCAAUGAGACUCGCGCGGCCUUGUUGGGAUCCAGCCCUUGGAUGCUCGGCAUGAUCUCGGUGGCGCUGCUCAUUCUGGAGAUCGCGGUUGGCGAGGCGCCGAUGGGUGGAGAGGCCGAGGUGAUGGAGCAUCACGUCGCCCGGGCGUGGGACAUCCUAGAGGGCGACCGCGAGUUCGAGGGGCUGGGCGAUCAAGCCAGCCACGGCGGCGCGUCGGCCGCGGAGGAGGAGGGGCCGCCGCUGGCGAGCGUGGCCAACGACGGCGCGGGAGACGCCGCAAAGGCGCCGGCGGCGGCGGCUGCGGCCGAGGGGGGCGGCGCGGACGCAGACGCCCAUUUCCUGAUGCCAGGCGACCCGGAGGUCCCCUCCAUGGAUGAGGGGUACGGCGAGGACGGCGCCUCGGUGCAGAUGCAGGAGCACGGCGACGUGUUCCUCACCGACAGGGAGAUUAUGAAGAGAACAAUUUUGCGAGGAGAACCCAUUGUCUUCUGUUCGGAUGUGUGCGGCUCCAUCCGGAAGACCCUGCCGAGCCAGGAGCCAGGCGUCCGCGGGAGAACAGUCGCCCUCCGGCAGCACCAUUGGAAGGCGGUCAUGCAGGCGGGGCUCAGCCAGUAUCACAUUGGCGCGUACGACGACGGCUCGAGCGCGGAGGACCAGCCGGGCGUCCCGCGGAUCCACUUGAAGCUGCCGCCGACCGACCGCCGCGACCUCCACCUGCCAUUCCACAACCGCCUGAUGAAGCUGUGCGGCGUUUCCUUGCAGGCGUACACGAGUGCGAUUGGGGCAAAGGAGACCAGGAAGAGGAGAGCUCCGCCUGCCUCCGCCAGCGCUCCGCGAGCCGCGCGGCAGCGGGGGGCUGCGGUGCCCGGCGGGCAGGCGGGGGCCCCGCGCGGCCCGGGCGCGACGGCGGCGGCGGGCGGAGUAGCAGGAGGAAUUGCCGGCGGCGCGGGAGGAGCCGACGCAGCGGCGACGGCCAGCGGCGCAGCGCCGACGCCCGCCGGCGCGGCAGGCCGCGGCGCGGCACCGGCGCGGGCGCGCCCCAGCCGCGCCCCGGGAGAGUGGUAG